Rhea pennata is the source of this 7800-nucleotide messenger RNA. It is a transcript of the gene ADAMTS9, whose product is annotated as ADAM metallopeptidase with thrombospondin type 1 motif 9. NCBI's taxonomy places the organism in Eukaryota, Metazoa, Chordata, Aves, Rheiformes, Rheidae. Gene Ontology annotation, cellular component: extracellular matrix. The transcript has 39 exons. Gene Ontology annotation, molecular function: metalloendopeptidase activity; zinc ion binding. The record is from RefSeq and is a predicted model, not a curated record. Gene Ontology annotation, biological process: proteolysis; extracellular matrix organization. The coding region runs from base 152 to 5773 and encodes 1873 amino acids.
CAGCGCCUUCCCCCCGGCAGCGCACCGGGGGGGCGGGGAGGGGGGAGAAAGGGGGCGAAAGAGGGGGAAAAGGAGAAGGAGAAAAAAAAAGAGGAAAAAAGAGAAGGAAGCGGAGGAAGGCUGCUCUGCUCUGCGGACGGCGCGCAGCACCAUGCAGCUUGCGCCGCUGGCGCUGGCACUAACCACGCUCUUCGUCGACGGCUUGAGGGCAGGAGGCAGGCGGCAGAAGCUGCACCCCAGGCAAGCCAAGCUGCUGGAGAAGCUCAGCGAGUACGAGAUAGUGACUCCUACCCGGGUGAAUGAGUUUGGCGAGCCCUUCCCCACCGAUGUCCACUUCAGGAGGAGGCGGCGGAGCACCGGCGCGGCCCCCGACGCCUGGACGGCGGCCGCCGCCGCCUCCUCCAAGGCGCACUACCGGCUCUCCGCCUUCGGCCAGCAGUUCCUCUUCAACCUGACAGCCAGCUCGGCCUUCAUCGCCCCGCUCUUCACCGUCAGCCUCCUGGGCGAGCCCGGCGCCGAGCAGCGGCGGCUGUACGCGGAGGCGGCGGACGCCGACGUGAAGCACUGCUUCUACCGGGGGCACGUCAACGCCCGCCCGCGGCACACGGCCGUCAUCAGCCUCUGCUCCGGGAUGCUAGGCACGUUCAAGUCUCACGAUGGGGACUAUUUUGUAGAGCCGCUGCUAUCACUUGAAGAACAGGAGUAUGAAGAAGAGCACAAUAAGCCACAUAUAGUCUACCGGCACCGGACACCUCACACCAACUCUUCAGGGGACAGGCAGACUUGUGAUACUUCAGGUCAUGAAAAUAUUCACAAAAAGAGCAAGCGGAAACACUGGAGAAAACAGCGGGUAGAAAGCAGCAUGUUAUCUGACAUGGAGAUGUUAAAACAUAGCCUAGAAGUGAAUUCAUUUUCUACGGAGAGCAACAAGACUGGGAACAUCAGCCACAAGAAGAGUCAUAGAAGGACAAAACGGUUUCUCUCCUACCCUCGGUUUGUUGAAGUGAUGGUGGUGGCUGAUAGCAGGAUGGUUGCCUACCAUGGAGCUAAUCUACAGCACUAUGUCUUAACAUUAAUGUCAAUAGUAGCUUCUAUCUACAAAGACCCAAGUAUUGGAAACCUAAUCAAUAUUGUUAUUGUGAAAUUGGUCGUGAUACAUAAUGAACAGGAUGGUCCUGCAAUAUCUUACAAUGCUCAGACAACAUUAAAAAACUUUUGUCAAUGGCAGCAAUCCCAAAACCACCCUGAAGGAAGUCACCUUCAACACGAUACAGCUGUGCUUGUUACCAGACAGGAUAUCUGUAGAGCGCACGACAAAUGUGAUACUCUGGGUCUGGCAGAGCUGGGCACAGUUUGCGAUCCAUACAGGAGCUGUUCAAUUAGCGAAGACAACGGGCUGAGCACUGCUUUCACAAUAGCACAUGAACUUGGCCAUGUAUUUAACAUGCCACAUGAUGACAACCAUAAGUGCAAAGAAGAUGGAGGUAAAAAUCAACAGCAUGUCAUGGCGCCAACACUGAACUUCUACACCAAUCCCUGGAUGUGGUCAAAAUGCAGUAGGAAAUAUAUCACUGAAUUUCUAGACACUGGUUACGGGGAGUGUUUGCUUGAUGAACCUUCAUCAAGAACUUACACGUUGCCUCAGCAGCUCCCGGGGCUGAUUUAUGAUGUCAAUAAACAAUGUGAGUUAAUUUUUGGACCUGGAUCUCAAGUGUGCCCAUAUAUGCAGAUGCAAUGUCGGCGACUCUGGUGUAUUAACAUUGAUGGAGCGCACAAGGGAUGUCGUACUCAGCACACACCUUGGGCUGAUGGGACCGAAUGUGAACCUGGAAAGCACUGCCGGUUCGGGAUGUGCGUCCCCAAGGAGCGGGAGGCACCGGUGCUGGACGGCGCCUGGGGCACCUGGAGCCCUUUCGGCACCUGCUCGAGAACCUGCGGCGGGGGCAUAAAGACGGCGAUACGGGAGUGCAACAGGCCCGAGCCUAAAAAUGGUGGGAAGUACUGCGUGGGUCGCCGAAUGAAAUUCAAAUCAUGUAACACCGAACCAUGCUCGAAGCUGAAGAAGGACUUCCGAGAUGAGCAGUGUGCCGACUUCGACGGGAAGCAUUUUAACAUCAACGGGCUGCCCACAAACGUGCGCUGGGUCCCCAAAUACAGCGGAAUCCUGAUGAAGGAUCGGUGCAAGCUGUUCUGCCGAGUGGCAGGAAACACGGCCUAUUACCAGCUCCGGGACCGCGUCAUCGACGGGACUCCCUGCGGCCCCGACACGAACGACAUCUGCGUGCAGGGGCUUUGCCGGCAAGCUGGAUGUGAUCAUGUGCUGAAUUCAAAAGCAAGAAGAGACAAAUGUGGCGUUUGUGGUGGGGAUAAUUCUUCAUGCAAAACUAUUGCAGGCACAUUUAACACGGUGCAUUAUGGCUAUAACGUUGUGGUCCGCAUCCCAGCUGGUGCAACAAACAUUGAUGUGCGUCAGCACAGUUACUCAGGGAAACCAGAGGAUGACAACUACCUGGCCUUAUCUAACAGUCAAGGAGACUUUAUAUUAAAUGGAGACUUUGUCGUCAGUAUGUUUAAAAGGGAAAUCAAAGUUGGGAAUGCUGUGAUCGAAUACAGCGGAUCGGAUAAUGCUAUUGAAAGGAUUAAUUCUACAGAUCGGAUUGAGCAAGAAAUAACGCUUCAGGUUUUAUCGGUGGGCAAUUUGUACAACCCUGACGUUCGUUACACGUUUAAUAUCCCCAUCGAGGACAAGCCGCAGCAGUUCUACUGGAACGCGUACGGCCCGUGGCAGCCGUGCAGUAAGCUCUGCCAAGGAGAAAGGAAAAGGAAACCUGUGUGUACGAGAGAGUCGGAUCAGCUCACGGUGUCAGAUCAAAGAUGUGACCGAAUUCCCCAGCCUGAUCCAAUAACUGAGCCUUGUAGCACAGAAUGUGAAUUAAGGUGGCACGUGGCGAGGAAGAGCGAGUGCACUGCCCAGUGCGGCCUGGGCUACCGCACCCUGGAGAUCUACUGCUCCAAGUACAACCGGCUGGAAGGGAAGACGGAGAAGGUGGACGACCGCUUCUGCAGCAGCCAGCCCAAGCCGAGCACGAGGGAGAAGUGCACGGGAGACUGCAACGUGGGAGGCUGGCGAUACUCGGCCUGGACAGAGUGCUCUAAAAGCUGUGGCGGGGGCACACGGCGGCGGCGAGCCAUGUGCGUUAACACCUACAACGACGUCCUGGACGACAGUAAAUGCAGUCAGCAGGAGAAGCUGACGGUGCAGCGGUGCAGCGACUUCUUGUGCCCGCAGUGGAAAACUGGCGACUGGUCCGAGUGCCUGGUCACCUGCGGGAAGGGCCAUAAACAUCGCCAGACCUGGUGCCAAUUCGGCGAAGAUCGGUUAAAUGACAGGUUUUGCGAUCCCGAAACGAAGCCGGAGUCGGUGCAGAGCUGUCAGCAGCAGGAGUGCGCGUCGUGGCAAGUAGGACCGUGGGGGCAGUGCACGAUGACCUGUGGACAAGGCUACCAGAUGAGGGCAGUCAAGUGUGUGGUAGGCACCUAUAUGUCAGUGGUAGAUGAUAAUGAGUGUAACGCUGCGACCAGGCCAACAGAUGCCCAGGACUGCGAAAUAGCAGCAUGUCCUCCCCAUCCAAAUAGUCCCGAAGCCAAGAGACCCAUAUCAGGAAUUCACAGGACACAGUGGAGAUUUGGAUCCUGGACACCAUGCUCAGCAACAUGUGGGAAAGGUACCAGGAUGCGAUACGUCAGCUGUCGUGAUGACCAGGGCUCAGUGGCCGACGAGUCAGCUUGCUUCCACCUUCCAAAGCCGUCGGCCACAGAAACGUGCACCGUGACACCGUGCGGGCAGUGGAAGGCCUUGGAGUGGAGCUCCUGCUCAGUGACUUGUGGUCAAGGUAAGGCAACGCGACAAGUGAUCUGCAUCAAUUACAGUGACCAGCUGGUGGACAGAAGUGAAUGUGAUCCGGAUGACCUGCCCGCCACCGAGCAAGACUGCUCCAUGUCUCCUUGUCAUCCAAACAGCCACGACUACGGCAGGCCCAUCCACCCUUUCCUCUACCCGGAUCAUCGGCUCAAGCUGCAGCCGGGAGGCAGCCCGAACCGAAACCGUGCACAUGUGCCAGGAGGCAAUCAAUGGAGAAUUGGGCCCUGGGGUGCUUGCUCCAGUACGUGUGCGGGGGGCUUCCAGCGGCGGGUGGUGGUGUGCCAGGACGAAAACGGGUACACGGCAAACGACUGCGACGAGAAAACCAAACCCGUGGAGCAGAGAUCGUGCGAAUCUGGCCCCUGUCCGCAGUGGGCUUAUGGCAACUGGGGUGAGUGCACAAAGCCAUGCGGGGCAGGGACCAGAACACGGCUGGUGGUGUGUCAGCGCCCUAAUGGAGAAAGGUUUACAGAUCUGAGCUGUGAAAUCCUUGACAAGCCGCCGGACAGAGAGCAGUGCAAUGUGCAGGACUGUCCUAGAGAUGCUGCCUGGAGCGCUGGUCCUUGGAGCUCGUGUUCUGUCUCCUGUGGAAGGGGUCAAAAGCACCGAACUGUGUACUGUUUGUCAAAGGAAGGGAGGCAUGUAGAAGAAGAUUAUUGCAAGCACCUUGCUAAACCCAAUGUGCAAAAGAAAUGCAGAGGGGGCAGAUGUCCGAAGUGGAAAUCGGGAAAUUGGGGACAGUGCACCAAGACGUGCGGGGAGGCGGCGCGGCGCCGCAGGGUGGUCUGCGUGGACGAGAACAAGCGGGUGAGCAGCAGCGCCUACUGCGACGCCGCCAAGCGCCCCGCCGAGGUGGAGAGCUGCCGCCUGCCGCCCUGCGAGUACGUCUGGAUCACCGGCGAGUGGUCGGAGUGCUCCGUGACGUGCGGCAAGGGAUACCGGCAGCGCCUGGUGUCCUGCAGCGAGAUUUAUACCGGCAAGGACCACUACGAGUACGGCUACCAGAACAUGGUCAACUGUCCCGGCACGCAGCCGCCGAACAUCCAACCCUGCUACCUCGGGGAAUGUCCCGUUUCGGCAUCCUGGCGUGUGGGCAACUGGGGAAGUUGCUCCGUUACCUGCGGCGUUGGAGUCAUGCACCGCUCAGUGCAGUGUUUAACCAACGAUGACCAGGCCAGCAGCUUGUGCCACACAGAUCUCAAACCUGAGGAAAGGAGGACAUGUCACAACGUCCAUGACUGUGAGUUACCCAGGAGCUGCAAAGAUGUUAAAAAUCUCAAAGGUGUCACUGAAGAUGGUGAAUAUUUCCUUAAAGUGAAAGGAAAGACAUUAAAGGUGUAUUGCUCUGGGAUGCAGACUGACAACCCAAAAGAGUACGUGACCCUUGUAAACGGGGACGCAGAGAAUUUUUCAGAAGUGUACGGAUACAGGUUACAUAACCCGACUGAAUGUCCGUAUAACGGGAGCCGGCGCGAAGACUGCCAGUGUAGGAAAGAUUACACAGCAGCUGGGUUUUCCACCUUCAGCAAAGUAAGGCUGGACCUGAACACUAUGCAAAUAAUAACAACUGAUUUGCAGUUUGCACGGACACAUGAUGGACGACCUGUUCCUUAUGCCACUGCUGGGGACUGCUACAGUGCAGCCAAAUGCCCUCAGGGUCGUUUCAGCAUCGACCUUUAUGGAACAGGGCUGUCGUUAACAGCAGCGGCAAAAUGGCUCUCACAAGGGAAUUACGCGGUGUCGGAAAUUCAGAAAUCCCCAGAUGGUACCAAAGUAGUAGGAAAAUGUGGCGGUUACUGUGGAAAAUGUACUCCAUCAUCUGGAACAGGCCUUGACGUUCAAGUGUUAUAGCAAUGGUUCUCCACAAGCAGACAGCUGAGAUGAGAUGGAUGAAGGAUAGCGAUGCAAUACCUCUGCCUUCCACUUUUUUUAUCUGUUUAUGUGUGUAUAUAGAUCGCAUAUUCUUAAUGUACAGUAUAAUAUUUAUGUUUGGAAUUAUUUAUUUUGAUUUAAUAUUUUUGUACGUAAAAUCAUUAUAUUAAGGCUGCUUUUACUAUUUUUAUUUUUUAUUGUUAAAUCCUGCAGUCAAACCACUGCAUUUUACGUACUCUACAUUAUAUGUAGCAUUAUGACAAGUGAUACUUUAUUGUCACUGUAUUCAGUUGUUUACUUUCAAUCAGUAAUUUUCCUUCAGUUAUGGGCUGCUCUGGCCCUUUACGGUGCUACACAAUCUGCAUAGGGGUAUUUUUGGCAUUGCAAUCUGUCUUUGUGUAAGGAAAAUAGACAAGAUGUGCUUAAAUUUUGUUCUAGCGAUCAGGCCGACAGCACUCAAGGAAAACACGACAAUGAAUACAGUGCUAGUUGCAUUAGCAAUCUUUAUCUUUUAGGUAUGUUUUGAAUUUCACAUGACCUCUGUGGCCAGUGCUAAAAGUCACUGGUUUGGUGCUAACAUGGUAUUUAUAAACGCUCUGUAACGCUCUCUGGUUACUUAAAUCUGGUGCCUUUAUCAGUGAAAAGAGGAAGAAAACAGAAAAAAAAAAUGGUCAGCCCGUUCAACUAAAUUAAGAUCUACCCCCGGUUUUGGAAAACCCCUGAAAAUGGGUUAUGAACUUGAACCCCCUUUUUGUAGGGCUACUGAAUGAAUGUUCUUCUCCAAAAAAAAAAGAAAGAAAGAAAGACAAUAAACAAAAAACAUUUUGCCUUUCUCUCCUAAUUGCCCGCGCGGAGGAGCCGGGCGGUUCCCGGUCCCCGGCGCGGGGCCGUCUGCCGCGUGCCAGGCGGCCGCCCGGGCUCCUCCUCGCAGCGACGUGGACAUGGAGAUGGAGGCGAUGGAGGUCGCUCUGUGCUGGCAGAUGCCUCCCCCCCGCCCCGUUCGAGGACGGGCUGCCCGACGCCCGCUCCAGCAUCGCUCCCGAGAGGCGUCCGCCCCGCGCCGCCAGCCCGCUCCGGGGGGCAGCUCCCGCGGACCGGGCUGGUUUUGUAGCCCGUGACUACGCCCCGUACCUCUCGCUCCGCGUUUUUACUUAGCGAUAGGAAGGCAGUGCCCGUUCCCCGUGCGUUCGGGGGCAAGGGGGACCACAGCGUACGAGGAGGGGCUGGGGGGGGGGAUAAGCUAUCAUCGUGUGUCAGAAAGACUGAUGCUUCACCUAUUUUGUAUGCUUGUGGGUAGCGAUAAUAAAUUAUACGUUUCUGAGAGAAUGCCAAAAAUACCAUUUCAAAGGUCAAAGAAAAAAAAAGGGAAAAGGAGUAGUAAUGGAAUAGUGAUUUUUUUUAAUGAUUAUUGCUCAUGUAUAACUUCUAUAGGGGAAAAGGGAAAAUUGCACUAUGAACUUUAGGGAUAAACAGUGGUGCUUAGAAAGUACAGGCAUAUUAUAUUUUCGCUAAUGAAGUGAAUGGCUAUUUAUAAAAAAAGUAUUAUUUAGACCUGUACACAUUCCUUUCUACCAUAUUGUUUCAUAGCAGUUACUAACAGAGCAAGAGAAACCUAAAAAAAAAAAAAACUGUAAGGGAAACGUUGACACAUCAUGAUCUUUUGAUUCAUCAGUGAGUUUCAUUAAAUAGGAACAAGCUUUGAGGACCAGAGAUAUUAGACAUUUCUUGUUCAGGAAACAAUUCUGGGUCUUGUAUAUCAAUGCCAUUAUUUUUCUACAAACUGUUUUUGGUUUUUUUUUGUUUUUUUUUUUUUUUUUUUUUUUUGCAAGCACUUUCCUGUACAGUGUUUCUUUUCUUUCUGAUUAUAUUCAAAAGGAAAUGAAAAGACCUGUAGAACAUGUCUGUAUGGUCUUUCUGCAUUUGCCAUCGUAUUUCAAUACCUGUGUGCUAUUAUAGAGGCAAAAUACUUUGUACACAAGGGAAUAAUACAUUGAAUGGUAAACAUU